CCCCACUCUUUCAUGAGCGAGAUUUUAACUGAUAACUUUACAUUUUCACUGUCCUGUAUGGCAGCCUUCUCCAACUCCAGCUGACAUGGCCUAUCAGUCUGAGGUUAUUGUCGAUGCCCAGCCACAAGCCAUGGGCACCAGCUACACCUUCAGCAGCCAGGGAAGCUGGAAUUCCGACCUGUGCGACUGCUGCUCUGACAUGGGCAUUUGUCUCUGCGGAACGUUUGUGCCCUGUAUCCUCGCGUGCCGCGUGUCGGAGCAGGCCAACGAAUGCUGUUGCCUCCCGUUCCUGCCUGGUACCCUCAUCGCCCUACGCACCGGAGUCCGUGAGAAAUACCAUAUUGAGGGUUCCAUCCUGGAAGACUGGAUGGUCAUGAGUUGCUGUCCACUCUGUGGUCUUUGCCAACUUGCUCGAGAACUGAACCAGAGGAACUGAAAAGGAAAGGAAGGGAAGGCAGCCAAUCUUCCCUCAUGCAAAGGGGGAGCAGUGCUAGCUGGAUAAAUGGCUGGUUUCUGGACACGGAAGCACAGAACUGCAACCAGAAGACCUGUCAUCCUUGCAGGGGGAAGCAUCUAAUGAGAUGGAAACUCUCUUCUUAGUCACAUUCUACUUUGAUAUU
Varanus komodoensis (Komodo dragon) is the source of this 620-nucleotide messenger RNA. RefSeq names its product cornifelin (gene CNFN). Lineage: Eukaryota; Metazoa; Chordata; Lepidosauria; Squamata; Varanidae. Gene Ontology annotation, cellular component: cornified envelope. The record is from RefSeq and is a predicted model, not a curated record. Bases 86 to 436 code for a protein of 116 amino acids. The transcript is spliced from 4 exons.